AUGGGCAGCCACAGAGCGCAAGCACAGUUUGAGCGUGCAAAAUGGCGACUGCUGCUUCUUUCCCCAGCCUGGUCGGUGCAGCUGACGUUGGCGUUUGGGAUGUUGGGGCUCUUUUCGUGGAGACUUGGUGAUACGAUCCAUCACUUUGAUGCCAGAGACAAGGCCGGUAAAACUCCUGUCAUCGAAUAUGUCUGGGAGGCGACAAAUAUAGCACUGUCAUCCGUCGUGGCAUUUUGCACCAUCUUCGAGAUUGCCAGAUACUUUGCUGAGUCGUUGACGCCAUGGACCAUGCUGUUCAGCCAUGUUGUCAAGCUGGCAUGCGCAUGCGCCAUCCUCGCCCUGGAUGUGGUCAUAUAUGUGCAACGAAGCGAUUCCCACUAUUCUCUCAUAGGCCUUGGCAUGGAUGCUCUGUUGAUGGUCGUCGCCGUCUCGCUCGCCAUCUAUGCCAUCAUCGUAUAUCGCCGGCUGUCCAAGUAUGACGACUAUGCUCGUCCCGUCAACGUCAAACCCUAUGGCUUCAAUGAUGAGCUGGAGACUGAUACGCCAUACUCUUCGUACUCGAGCCGAACGUCAAUGCUAAAGUCCACGGGGAAACGAAGUUCACUCGGAUCAGAGCGCCUUAGCGUUGGAUCGAACAAGAGUGCAUCCGUGGUGGUGCAGCCAGCAGAGCAGAGGGCGAGAAGCUACAGCCAUGAGAGAGACACGCAGUUUGACGAAUACGUGGUUCGCAAGACGUCAGUCAAGUACAAGCCGGACUCUGCUGGGCCCAAGUCUCCCCCUCUCGGCCCUCUGGGGGAUUCGUUGACCGCGAUAGACAUAGUCGGACAUUCUCGCUCAAGAGGUUCGAGUGUGUCGCAGACCAUGAGCGACCAUGUCCUGGUUUCGGUGCCGGAAGAGGAGGCUGAAACGGCUGGCGCAGAAGCUGAUCACAAACGGGAUCGUGAAGCUCUACUGGGGCACGUUCCAUACUCGUCGUGA
Trichoderma citrinoviride is the source of this 978-nucleotide messenger RNA. RefSeq lists its product as hypothetical. Bases 1 to 978 code for a protein of 325 amino acids. The record is from RefSeq and is a predicted model, not a curated record. Lineage: Eukaryota; Fungi; Ascomycota; Sordariomycetes; Hypocreales; Hypocreaceae. The transcript has 3 exons.